This is a messenger RNA of Fonsecaea erecta, 1641 nucleotides long. RefSeq lists its product as hypothetical. Lineage: Eukaryota; Fungi; Ascomycota; Eurotiomycetes; Chaetothyriales; Herpotrichiellaceae. The record is from RefSeq and is a predicted model, not a curated record. The transcript has a single exon. Gene Ontology annotation, molecular function: oxidoreductase activity. Bases 1 to 1641 code for a protein of 546 amino acids.
AUGGGAUCCAUGAGCCCCGAAAAACAGUGGGAGGUGAUGAUCGUCGGCGGCGGGUUCGGCGGGAUGUAUCUCUUGCACAAGCUGCGUCAGUUCGGGUUUGACGUACACCUGUAUGAAGCAGCGAGCACCUUCGGCGGCACCUGGUACUGGAACUGCUACCCUGGAGCCCGCGUCGACUCGAUCGUGCCCACGUACCAAUUCUCCUCCGACGAAACAUGGGACCAGUGGGAAUGGAGCGAGGCGUACCCCAAGCGUGAAGAGCUCGAGACCUACUUCCAGCACGUAGGUAAGCUGUGGAACCUGCACGCCGACGCGACGUUCAAUACCCGCGUGGUGAGUGCGCACUGGGACGUGGCGCAGAAGUUAUGGGUUUGCAAGACCUCGAACGAGCACGACAACACCACAACCGUCGUGAAGACGCGCAUUCUGCUCUUCUGCGCCGGACUCGCAGCUGUGCCGUAUAAGCCGCCCUUCCGAGGCGUCGACGACUUCAAAGGAAGUAUCUAUCACACUUCGAGGUGGCCGCGUGAAGGAGUCGACCUCAAGGGCAAGCGGUGCGCCGUGAUCGGCACCGGAGCGACAGGGGUUCAAGUGAUCCAAGAAGUUGGGCCCGUGGCCUCGCGGCUGACCGUGUUUCAGCGGACGCCAAACACGGCGUUGCCGAUGGAUCAAGCGCCCCUGAAUCGCGAAGACAACAACAAGCUGAAGAAGGACAUGCCGGAGAUAAAGGAGCUCGCCAAAGCGACGUGGGCCGGCUUUCUAUACUCCUGGCACGACAAGUCUGCGCUGGAGGACAGCCCUGAGGAGCGCGAGAAGUUCUACGAGGAGCUGUGGAAGAGGGGAGGCUUCGGGUUCUGGGUGGGCAACUACAAGGACACGUCCUUCACACCGGAGGCCGCCGAGGCCGCAUACGCGUUCUGGCGCAAGAAGACGGCGCCGCUGAUCAAAGACCCAUACAAACAGGAAAAGCUAUGCCCGGAAAAGGCGCCGAACCCGUUUGGUACGAAGCGCAUUUCCCUGUACCGGACUUAUUUCGACGUCUUCAACCUUCCCACGGUGGACCUGGUGGAUGUCAAUGAGAAACCGAUCGACGAGAUCACCGAGAAGGGAAUCAAACUGCAGGACGGCACUGAAAUCGAACUGGACGUGAUCAUCUUCGCGACGGGCUUCGACACCAUCACCGGCGGCCUCACGCACGUCGACAUCCGCGGGACGGACCCGUCCUUCACGCUGGGCGACAAGUGGAAGAAGGGCUGUCAGACGUACCUGGGCAUGUGCAGCCACGGGUUCCCCAACUUCUUCUGGGUAUACGGGCCGCAGUCGCCCGGCCCUUUCUCUAUCGGACCCAACUGCAUCGAAUUCCAGGGCGACUGGCUCACGGACAUGCUGCGCGACCUCCGGCGGGACCGGGUCACUACGAUUGAGGCCACGCUCGAGGCCGAGCAGAAGUGGCGCGAGGGCAUCCUGGCCGCGGGCGAGAUGGGGCUCUUCAAGUACGCGAAAAGUUGGUGGUUUGGCGCCAACAUCCCCGGGAAGCCCAGAGAGUGUUACAACUACAUGUUGGGCAUGCCGCAGUACAGGAAGACAUGUGGAGAGGUCAGGAAGAAUGGGUACGAGGGAUUCCAGCUGAAGCAGGGCUAG